AAAUCAAUAUCUAGAAUGGCGACGGUGGGAACGAGGUCAACGAGCGAUGGAAAUAAUCAAACUGCUGGCAGGGCAGAAGACAUGUUUGAAAGAUACAGACUGUCCGCUGAUUGGCGUUUAUUGCCGCUGAUUGUCUACUUUCCUGUCGGUGUCGUUCUUUUGGUUCUCCGUUUGUUUCUUUCUAUGCAGCUAUUUAUUAUUGCCACUAUUCUUCCUAAGUCGUCACGAAUCAGAAGGCUAGCACUUCGGGGAUCAUCUUUUGUCUUGGGGUUGUUUGUUACCGUUGAAGGACAAGAGAAACGGAAUGAUAAUUGCAAUGUUGUAGUAUGUAAUCAUGUGUCAGUAAUGGAUCACUGUGCUCUUGAAACAGUAUUACCAGCAUAUCAGGCAACACAGCUCAGUCAACAGACCACAGUCAGCUGGUUUUGGUCAGGAAAGACGUUUGGUGUCUCAGACAGGCAUGAAGAUGUGCUAGAUCGAGUAACAGAGUACUGUCAGACAGAAGGGUCAACGCCUCUUCUCUUCUUUCCUGAGUCAACUAUUACCAAUGGGAGGGUUGGCAUUCUGAAGUUUUCUUGUCAAGCCUUCAAAAUUGGUGUCCCUAUUCAACCAGUUUCUGUAAUGAUACACAAGCCAUCGUUUCUUCCUAUUGCUGUGUCUACAGUUGAUUCAUCUCGUCUUGCUGAUUUUCUCUGGGGUCUUUUCUCACCUGUCUCAGUUUAUCAUAUCAAAAUAUUACCUGUUAUUGAGCCAGUAAGUGGUGACAUUCCUGAAAACUUUGCUGAGAAGACACAAAUAGUAAUAGCAGACUCUGUCCAACUCAAGGCAACUCAAUUUCAGCUACGGGACAAGUUGGACAUUAUAUCCCAAGUGCACGGCUUGUUAAGCACAAGAAGUGAUUCAAGACUAGUAGGAAUGGUCAAACAAGUGAAAGAAGUUCUACCCCAUGUUCCAAAUGAUGUCAUUCAGAGGGACCUCCAGAGAACUCGAUGCGUUGAUACAACCAUUUCAAAUAUAGUUGAAGGAACCAUUCAGUUUAGUCCUGAAGCUGUUCCUUCAUCUGCCCAGUCUCGCCUUCCUUCUUCACCAGUAAAAGCUAUUGCAUCGGACAGAAAAAAGCUGGGGUCUUUACAACCAAAACCUGCACCUUAUCGUCCGCUUUCACUAAAGGAGAGGAAGAAGGCUUUUAUUGAAGAUGCACGCCGGCGUUAUUUGGAGAAGCACGGAGCAUCACAAGACAGAUAGCAUACAAAUAAUGUAUGAAUUUUACUUGUGAGUGACUAGUAGUACAGUAUUCGUUGUGGCUCUAUUCCAUUAUCAUUUACUAGAAUAAGAAAGACGUUAUCAAACAUC
Molecule: messenger RNA, 1353 nt
Organism: Corticium candelabrum
Lineage: Eukaryota; Metazoa; Porifera; Homoscleromorpha; Homosclerophorida; Plakinidae
Product: lipid droplet-regulating VLDL assembly factor AUP1-like
Exons: 13
Coding region: 16-1245 (409 amino acids)
Cellular component (GO): endoplasmic reticulum membrane
Molecular function (GO): acyltransferase activity; ubiquitin binding
Source: RefSeq, a predicted model, not a curated record